GUCAUAUUACGAAGUCCAAUCGAACACAUCUAAACAAAUAUGGCUGCCAGCGAAGUAGAAAAACAAGUUCCAGAGGAGGAUAACUUAAAGCUCAUAAAACAAGAAGCUGAAAAUGGAUCCCAAGAACAUCAGGCGAAACUUGGUCAGCACUAUCUCAAACUGGCUGAUUCAAACAUCAACCGAGAUGAAAAUUUGAAGUUAGCCUUGAAUUGGUUGGUUAAAUCUUCAAAACAAGGAAACGAAGAAGCAACCAACUGUUUGAAAAAAUGUGUGGAAAAUGAAACUGGUAUAGAUGAAACAAAUGGCCCAGACAUAAAAUGGUGCCUUAACACGUCAACUUUAGAAAAACAGAUCCGCCAUGCUUCGGCUCGUCUGUUUCAAAAUCUCAACUCGACUCACAAGAAGGCGAUUAGUCGGGAUGAAUAUUUUGAAGCCAUUAAAAGUCUACCUGGUCAAAGACAACAGAAAUUAUUGAUGGCUGCCGGUCGUAAAAUUGGACAAGAAAUAACUGAGAAUGAUUUUGUGAAAACUUUAUCAAAGAAAAUUCAAGGUACUCUCACUCUUACAUCUGAUGAAGAAGAGGGUACGACAGAAGCCUAUAAAUCAGCUACUACACUUCAAAAGUUUGUAAAGUUCCCAAGGCAGACAGCAGGUGUGAUGAUGGAUCAUGUUCUAGAAUAUUCAUCUAAAGAAGGAAUGAAUUGGGUUGUCUCCCUUAUUCCCACCAAUCAAAUUUAUUUACUUGCUCUGUUAUUUGUAUAUAGUUAUAUCACACCCAAAUUUCUCUUCUUUUUUAUUCCCUUAUUUAUCUUUUAUUUAUCUUUCGCUUCUCUCACGAUCUCCUCCAUGCAAAUGUUCUAUAAACGUAAAAAGCAGUCUGAUGCCGCAAAUCUUGCUGGCUUGUUGAAAGAAUACGACAUGUCUAUUGACAUAGAGAAAACUGAAUCACAAUACUCAUGGAAUUCUCUCACACCAUAUUUGGUAUUUUUUUCCAAUCUGCCAGUAGCCAUAGCAAGUUUUUCAUUGGCUAAUAAAGAUUAUAUACCAGUAUCCGAGUUAUGUGUUAUUGCACUUUUCUUUGCUGUCUUCUGCUUUAUUGGACUUGGUGACAGCCAUGACAAGAUAACCUUUUUAACCCUAGGUGCAAAUUUACUGGCGUCGUUGCCCGUUUUCUUGCAAAAUUUUCCCGAAAUUCCGGUCAUCAAGUGGUUUGUGAUGUUGAUAAGUCAACCGUUUUAUCAAAUUGACUUUGGUUUCGGUUUCUUUGGUAAUAUCAGUCUUCCAUCAGUUGCAUUUUUGCUGAUACCUAUUUUCUUUAUACGAAUGGCUAUGGCUAAAUCAUGGCAGGGUACGUAUCGCAUUCUGGUUCCACAUUUAGUCUGCUACUUCUGGUGGAACAUAACAACCUCUUUCUUUCCCUACACAUCCUUUACUGGGUUGCUAAGGGCAACAAUAGGAUAUAUCUUAAUGCCAAUUUUGUUACCAAUGGGUCUAUUAAUAUUCUUAGUUAUGACAGUUUUUGCAAUUUACAAACUGUGUCAGACUGCACUUUUCGGUAAAAUUCUUGUCACAGCCGCUUUGUUGAUGAUUCCUAUAGCUUUGACUCAGACGAAGGCAAUGUUUGGGAAAUCUGCUGAUAAGAAAUAUGCUACAAUUAAAAAAGUUCUAAUGGUAUCUUUUAGUCUUUUAGCCAUCGUACCUCUAUUAUUUGUUCGCAUGCCGUCGCUGAAAACCGAAGCGUCUCCUGUUCUUACAUGGGAUGACUUUAAGGCAUUAUGUAUCCCAGAAUCAGAAGAUAAUAUCGCAGGUUUACAACUACGCUGCGAUCAUUUUGUGGGAACAAGAAUAAGUUGGACUGGAGAGGUAGUUAGCACAAAAAUUUCAAAGAUCGAAAACACUGCUGAUGGCUUUAUGAAUACUCUGCCAAACUUUUUAGCCGAUCCUCUACGUUGUAUUUACGGCGUUGAAUUCCCACCUUGCGAUCAAAAUACAUCAGGCUCUGAUGAAUUCAAAUUUUGCAACUUGAUGAAAAGUCUUGGUCAUACUUGUCAUGUUAAGAAUCAUGCUACCUAUAAUUUUCAGAUAGUCGUAAAAACAGAUGGUGUUUCUUUAAAUAUUGACGUAGGACCAGAGUUUAAAGAAACCGUGUUUGCAUUGUCUCCAAAUAUUCAUAUUGCAUUUAAUGCUACUUUGACAGGUAACUUAGGAACAGGAGCUCCAUCUCUGAAACUGGGUUCUCUCAAAUCACUGGAUAAAGAAUUAAUUUUAAUGAUGGCUGUUGAACAGGAGGAUGGUUUUUAUAUUCGAUCUCUUUACGAAUCUUUUUCUUUUACAUUUAAUUUUAUCUGGUUUCCUGUCAUGGAAUUGGUCAUCUAACUUAUUUUAUGAAUAUACAUCUGAAAAUUAUAAAAAAGCCUAUCAUCAAAAAUAUGUCUUUCAAAUCGCUGUGGAUGAAUUUUAUAAGAGGGGAUUUGAGACGAGAGUUAUUUACUCAUGAAUAGAAUAUGAAUGCAAUAUAUACAUGUUGAUAGUCUUUAGGCAUAAUACCCCAUCUCAAUUUUAUUAGUGCCUGUGAUUGAGGUUCACAAUCACAGCUUUCUUUCAUCUACGAUUUAUGGUUGGAAAAUCGUAAAAUAUGAUAAUUCCACAAUAUAAGACUUUUACUAUGAUGAAUACAGUUAUUAAUGUUUUAUUGUUUCGAAAAUAAUUUCUUUCAAAAAUAAAAUUACAAUAUAAAAUAACAAAGAGCAAGUAUUGUACCCUCGAAGUAUUGAGGCAUUUUUACGUUCCUGAACUGUCUAAUGUUUAAUUUUGUUCAUGUUUUUGAGAAAUUGUUUUGCAAAUUUAUCUAAAUAUUAAGAAUUACAACCAUAUGCUUGUAAAGUAUUGAUGAAAUUUAGAUGUGACUUAUUUUUUUUUAAAGUAAAAAUAUCAAAGUGUGCAAUUUGUUGCAAGGGCCACAACAAAUUCAUAACAGAAACUCUCAAGAGUUAUUAGCUUCAAAUUUUUAAGUUUUAUUAUAAUAUAUUAUGAUUAUAAUAUCUCGAACCCUGCUUAAAAUGAUCCUGAAGAACUCAAUCUGUGGGUAAACCACUAGAAACGUCAACGAUAAUUAAUUAAUCAAUGUCUGAUGUCAUAGGGUCAAAAGCCACUUGUAUGACCUCUGAUGCAACCUUCCUCUACAACCGGUCAGAUCUUCUUCUUGUGCAGGCCAUCAAAUGUAUAAAAAAAAUGAAAUGAAAUAUAGAUCUGCAUUUUAAUCAGAUUGUAAAGAGAACUGAAAUGGGUUUGGCCUCUUUGUGUAAUAUUGUUUACCAUAUUCAAUAUGGUUUUUUUUAUAGUUGUUUAUCUUGUUAGAAUGGGAUUGUUAAUAGAUAAUAUUUAUAUUAAUAGAUGUAUAAUCUAAUGUCAUGUUUAUCUUUUUAAACAUGUUUUGUUUAUUUACAAAUGUAGAAUAUUUAUUAUUAGCUAUCUUAGAAGCUAUAGGUAUAGAAUAAACAGGAACUUAUAUUAGGUGUAAAAUACGCCAGAACAUGUAACAAGUGUAAAAUGCCCAAGAACUUGUAUCGGGUGUAAAUUGCAGACGAACUUACAUCAGGUAUAGAAUUCACAAGAUCUUUAUCAGGUGUAAAAUUCACAGGACCUGGCAUUGUAUCAUGUGCAAAAUACACACAAACUUGUAUCGGGUGUAAAUAUAAAAGAACUUGUAUCAGGUGUAAAAUUCACCCGAACUUGCAUCAGGUGUGAAAUACACACAAACUUGUAUCGGGUGUAAAAUACACAGGAACUUGUAUCGGGUGUAAAAUACACUGGAACUUGUAUCAGGUGUAAAAUACACAGGAACUUGUAUCGGGUGUAAAAUACACACAAACUUGUAUCGGGUGUAAAUAUACAAUAACUUGUAUCAGGUGUAAAAUUCACCCGAACUUGUAUCAGGUGUAAAAUACACCCAAACUUGUAUUGGGUGUAAAAUAUACAGGAACUUGUAUUGGGUGUAAAAUACACACAAACUUGUAUCAGGUGUAAAACACACAUGAACUUGUAUCGGGUGUAAAAUACACAUGAACUUGUAUCGGGUGUAAAUAUACACGAAUUUGUGUUAGGUUUAAAAGCAUAUUAUAUAUUUUAAUUACAUGCAUUAUAAUUUCUAUAUAUUGACCAUGUUCUUUCAAUCACAACUUUUCUAUAAUUGUUGAAUUUAACAAAGUACACAAAAUUGAUUUUAUAUAUUUAUAUUUUUCUUGUUUUUUGCCUGAAUAUUGUAUCACUUUGUAUCUAUCUAUUAUUAAACUACUUGGGGGUUUUCCUGCUACUAUAUAUGCUGUUUAACUUUAAAUUAUAUAUCAUUUUAUUCAGAUUUAUCAAUAUAUUUGAGAUUAUUUCUUGAUUAUUUACAAUUUUUGAAUUUUUAGGUUUCAGAUAAGAAUGGUCGGUCUUAGUAUCAUAUAAAUGUUGUGUACUAUACAGUAUAAAAUUUAUACUGUAUAGUACACAACAUUUAUAAAUACCUAGAACUGUUAAAUUUUGAAUCCUUAAAAAUUGAUUUAAACAAUAUUUAUUCAUAAAAUAUUGAAUAUACCAUGACAUUUAUAAUGAUAUAAUACAAUAUGUAAAAACUUAGAAACAUUUGUUUCAAAUAAGGCAUUAAUGUGUGAUAAUUAAAGAUUUUAUUAUUACCGACUACAUAUAAGAAGUGAUUCUGAAAUGAGAUCUCUAGAUAUAUUACAGCAAGUCACUUGCUUUUUACAGGACAUGAUUGCUAUUGCCUGAAGAAGGGGCGAUCUUAAAUACUGGUGUGAGGAUUUUCCUUUUAAACACCCUUGAUAAACCAUGGACCGUAUAUAGACAAACUAAACCUGCCUUUUAUUCACCCUUUAACAUCCUACCUUCCUACACCAAACAGACUAAUGAAAACAGGACUGUAGCUAAAAGAAACAUGUCUCAAAGAGAAUAUUCAAAUUUAACAAAUAAUAUAAGUAAAUAAAUAUGUAAAUAAAUAGGUAAUAGGUCUUUCAAUGAUAUUGGUGUUAACUGAGUAUGAUAAACAGAUCACUUUAACAUUAGGUCUAUAAAUUACAACACAUUCUUUGGGCUUUAGACGUAACAUCUCAAAAGGAAUUAAUUCAUACUAUUUUAAAUUUCCUGUUUUUAGUGUGAGAGAUGACUAAAAAGCUCUUACAAUUUGAGUAGCACUUGAGUUAAAGAUUUAUGUUACCCACCACAAGUUUUGUCUUUCUUACUCAGAACAUUACAGAUACACAAGAGUUACUAGCAAUCUCGGUAAUCUAUGUCUGUGUUCAAAUAUAUUGGUGUACUGAGAGAAAUUGGGUAUAGCUAGUGUACCUUGUCUUUCAUAUAUAUACAUUUAUAGUUUAUUAAAUAGUUCAGUAUAUUAUUGGUAUAUAUUAUGAUACUAUUUAUUUAACAGGGAUGGAUUUUAUAGUUUAGUUCAAAUUCCGAGAAUAAAGAUAAUUUGGAACAAGAGUACCGUAAAAUUCGGUUCAUCGAAAUACUCAGAAUAUUAAACCGAAGUUCAUACCAAACAAUAAACCAGGUCAUCAGUGCAUAUAGAAUGAAUUUUGGUUUAUUUUGGUAUUUCAUAUAUAUAAAGAGAACAAAAAAAAAAACUAAGUAAAUUUAAAUGUCUUUUAACUGUUGUUUUUGUAACCUUGGUUACAUAUUUCAAAGUCACUGAUCGUCAUUUUGCAUUUUUUUUCAGACAAUAUCUAAUUUUUCAUGGCUUAAUAAUUCAAGCUAAAAUGUACUCAAAUUGAGACCAAUCAAAAAAUUUUAACGAUUUAGGUGUCGCUGGUUUGUUUUCACCAUAUCUCGUUUAGAUCAUCUGCAGAGGAUACCAAAUGUUCUGUUCAUCAUACUGGAUUUUUAGAACGAUAUUUCUUUCAGAGAUUCAACUCUCCCAAUAUAGUAGUUUGCAAGGGGCUCAAAAUGCCAAUUAGAGACUUUAAGACCAUUAGAAAUGAUUUGAAAUUAAGAAUUAUUUUUGUUGUAAUAUCUGAACUAGACUGUAAACAAUAUCAACGGUUGAGGUUAUAUAAAUGAAGAUAAUAAUAAAAUAUAGUUACAUCGAAAAGAAAAAUCAAACUCAAAAGCAAUGCAUUUAAAGUGACUGGCGUUCCAAUGGCCAAUGUGUAUCUUAUUUUUGAUCUAAAUUUAUAUCCUCAUUUAUUUACAUUAUAGAUAACCCAGAAACAUCCAUCAUGACCCACCGCUCAGUCUGCUUUAGAUUAAAAUUACCAGAGGAGGAUGUUAUGUGGUUAUAUAGUUGUUAUACAAUAGUUAUAGCCUGACUCUUACGUAACAAGUAUAGCUUUCCCUGGAAUUAGACAUUUCCCUUAAUAGUUCUUAAAUUAUAAUUGUUACAAAUAUGAGUUAGUGGUAAUUGAAAACUUUACCAAUAUUUUUGGUGGGUUAGAGAUAAUGUAUAGUUAAUUAUUGUUUUUAAUUGCAAUGGGGUAUCCAUUAAUAGUUAUGGUAGGUAGUUAAAGCUCUCAUGAAUUAACAAAAAACAGUUGAUCAAGGGAUGCAUGAAUUACACUGUGAGGUGUUUUUUUAAUAUCCAAACAAACUUUUUGUCACUUCAUGAUAGCUUGCAGUUUAUAUCUAAUCUGCUAAAUACCUUUAAAAUACCAUUGUAACUGAUCAAAGUACAUAAUAAUCAAACUAUUUAAGUUGUUAGAGUAACAUGUAGAAAUGAAUUAUGAAAAUAAAGAUAUGUGGACUUU
Molecule: messenger RNA, 6743 nt
Organism: Patella vulgata (common limpet)
Lineage: Eukaryota; Metazoa; Mollusca; Gastropoda; Patellidae
Product: wolframin
Exons: 5
Coding region: 40-2376 (778 amino acids)
Biological process (GO): endoplasmic reticulum unfolded protein response; calcium ion homeostasis
Cellular component (GO): endoplasmic reticulum membrane
Molecular function (GO): protein binding
Source: RefSeq, a predicted model, not a curated record